Messenger RNA from Sphenostylis stenocarpa, 585 nucleotides. The record is from the annotation of a GenBank genome assembly. NCBI's taxonomy places the organism in Eukaryota, Viridiplantae, Streptophyta, Magnoliopsida, Fabales, Fabaceae.
AUGGGAACCUCAGAUGAGGCGAGGCACUUGCCUCUACUCAUCUAUGCACUAGUGUUCUGCAUAAUUUCUACCAUCGUUGCUGCUGAUGAUGAUCCUUACUAUGGAGGCCAACCAUACUACAGAUAUCCACCCUAUAAUGGAAAUUAUCCUCCUAACUAUUACAAACCACCUCCUUAUGAAACCAACUACCCUCCAUAUUACUAUAAACCUCCACCUCCAUAUGAAUACAAAUACCCUCCCUAUGAAUACAAAUCUCCUCCACCACCACCUUAUUAUAAGCACAAAUACCCUCCAUACCACAAAGAUGGUGAUGAUGAAUACAAAUACCCUCCAUAUUACUACAAAUCUCCACCACCUCCCUAUGUCUACAAAUCACCUCCACCACCACCUUAUGUUUACAAGCCUCCCUAUGUCUACAAGUCACCUCCACCACCACCUUAUGUUUACAAGUCACCACCAUAUGAAUACAAACCACCUCCAUAUGAAUACAAAUCUCCUCCAUAUGAAUACAAGCCACCUCCAUAUGAAUACAAAUCUCCUCCAUAUGAAUACAAGUCACCAUCACCACCUCCUCCAUAUAAAUAG